This is a messenger RNA of Saccharomycopsis crataegensis, 999 nucleotides long. RefSeq names its product NADHX dehydratase (gene NNR2). Lineage: Eukaryota; Fungi; Ascomycota; Saccharomycetes; Ascoideales; Saccharomycopsidaceae. The record is from RefSeq and is a predicted model, not a curated record. Gene Ontology annotation, molecular function: ATP-dependent NAD(P)H-hydrate dehydratase activity. The transcript has a single exon. The coding region runs from base 1 to 999 and encodes 332 amino acids. Gene Ontology annotation, biological process: metabolite repair.
AUGAGCAGGACAUUGGCCACAAAAUCAAAACAAGAAAUCUUUUAUCUUACAAAGUCUCUAAUCCCCCCACUUCUUCCCAGUUUCUACAAAGGCCAACAGGGAAAGAUCCUUGUGUUUGGGGGUGAAUACAAUGGAGCAGUGUUCUUUUCAGCAGACAGUUCAGCAAAGACCGGAGCUGAUUUAGUUCAUGUUGUUUGCACUAAAGAUGUGGCACAGGUCAUCAAAUGCUACUCCCCAGACCUUAUGGUACAUCCGUACUUGAUUGAUGGAGAGACUGCCGAUGGCCAUGAUGAGGAUGAGCUUAUUGCGAAAUACGUGAUGCCGAAAGUUUCCACAUUAUUAGACAGAAUUGAUGUUGUUGCCAUGGGAUCAGGACUUGGAAGAAGUUCUAUGAACUUGAAAACCGCCGCGGAAGUGCUAAAGGAAAUCAAGAGGCGCAAUUUACCGGUGGUUUUGGAUGCAGACUCGUUGUUCUUGCUUGCACAGUCUCCAGAACUCAUCCAGGGAUACCAGAAUGCCAUCGUGACCCCAAAUCUUAUGGAAUUCAAAAGAUUAUUCGAUAAAUUGGAACCAGGAACAUUUGAAGCCCGCAAAGAUCCAAGAGAUCCGAGUAAUGCCAUCAGAUUAUCGAAGUUGCUUGGUGGAGUGACGGUGGUGCAGAAGGGAGCCAUGGAUAUCAUUGCUAGAGAAGACGAAUAUAUAGUUAAUGACUCAAUUGGCUCUAACAGAAGAUGUGGAGGCCAAGGAGAUACCUUAAGUGGGUCAAUGGCCACGUUCUUAGCCUGGGGUCAAAAAUAUAAGGCCAAAUUGUGGCCUCAUGAUGACGAAAUCGAUGAAAAAUGGGUUCCUUUACUUGCUGCUUAUGGUGCUUCUUCAGUUGUAAGAAAGGCUUCGUAUUUAGCUUUUCAAAACAAGAAGAGAUCAAUGCAGGCUACGGAUUUACAUAGUGAGCUCGCGAAUGCCUUUGAAGAGUUGUUUCCAACGGAAACGCAUCUAUAA